Molecule: messenger RNA, 9539 nt
Organism: Paramuricea clavata
Lineage: Eukaryota; Metazoa; Cnidaria; Anthozoa; Malacalcyonacea; Plexauridae
Source: the annotation of a GenBank genome assembly
CCUCAUUCCCCAGAUUAAUUUAUCUUUUCUGUCCAGUAACAUUUUUCAGAUCAGGGUAAUGAUGACGUCAUUAAACAAAACCCGCAAAGCUAUGCGGGAAGGCACAAAUUUCCCUUAGCAACCAAAACAUGGCCGUCAUGGCAACGACACAAAAUCCUAAUUAAUUUCAACGCGUUAACACGGCUUUAGCUGUAGUUUCUGGCCGCGGAUCUUUACGAUAAAGCAAUCAGACAUUUUCUCCAUUUGCAGGCAUGUUUGGGUCGUAUUAUAACGUCGAAUCUAGGACAAAGUCCAAAUCUACAUAGCAUUUUAUCGCGAAAUAGUUUCAUAGUUGGAGCCAGUUUGGUCUGGUCCUUAUCUGAAUUCAAGCAAGAACGCCUCUACAUUGUCGAUCUUGGGAAAGAAAUAUGAGUCACGCCGAACCAGGGUAUGUAGUAGCUUAAAAUUCCUCGAAAUACCUUUACGAGUGAAUUUAUAGAUGAUUUUUAUCGUCAACAUUUUGACAAGAUCUUGAAAUGUUUAAUCUAUAAAUUGCGCGUAUCGAGUUUGCUUGUUUAAUAUUUGAAUUUCCGAUUGCAAUUUUGAUCUAUUAUAGUAGUGCUAUGAAAGGUGUCUCUAUGUUACAAGGAUUUUUGUGUAAUAAUUCUAUGUGCAUUCUAUAGCAAAGUAUUUAAGCGUUUGACAAAAAUAACAAUUUGUAUUGCUGUAAUUUUAUUAAAACCGAUGUAAAAUGUAAACAUGACAAGUUUCAAUUGGUAUAAUUUAUACAGAAUAAAAAUGUUUUUUGUCAAACGCUUUAGUAUUCUUUGCCACAUUGCACAUAUAAUUAUACACAGGCUACAAUAUAUUUAUAAGUUAGCAACUGAUUUGAAGGAAUAUUUUUAGGAAAUAUCGGAUGUUGUGUGCGGCCCAAUAUUUGAAAAUUUUAUAGUAGUAAAUAUCUAUAGUAAACAUCAAAACCGAACUGUAUUUGCCAGUGUGGAAAGUUUAGAUCGUGGAACCGAGACUUGCAAUUUUGAUGCUUCCUAUAUAUUUACUAUUAAAUUUUCGAAAUAUCAGGUGCACACACAAUUUCCAAACUUUCCAAUCAGGUCCACUUGAGAUCUUAGUUGUGUGAUGCAAACAUAUGUCACAAUGGCAAAUUUGUUUUUGUGCAAAUCAUCCUUACUUGCAGCUGAUAGCUAAGAAAUUUUGAUAUAGACAAGAACAAAACCAUUACCAUAUCUGGAAAGAGCAUCUUAAAUUGAGUAAAAUUGCAAAGUUUGGUUGUGACCUUUUGUAAAAUGAGGAAAAUAUAGUCCUGUGAAGUUCGCAAAUUUUGUAUACAUUUGCAUUACACCUGGGAAAAAUAACCAUUUUUGAGCCGAAAGUGAUUAUUUUUACUGUACGUAAUACAAAUAUAUACAAAAUUUGCGAACUUCACAGGGCUAUAUUUUCUUUAUCUUACAACAUUUAGCAACCAAUCUUUGCAGUUUUACUCAUUCUAAGACGCUCUUUCUAGCUGUGGUGUUGGAUUUCAUUCUUCUUGCCUUGAUCAAAAUUUUGUCUAUAGCUCGAAUCACCCAUUACGAAGGACGCAGCUCAACCUGAUCGAGUGGAAGGCUUUCUAAGGGCGCGUCUGAUAGCCAUGUUACAACUCAUGUCUGAUCGCACAGCUACGGUGGAAGGGUCAGUUAGGGCGGGGCUAAUUCCAACCCACCCUGUCAACAUUCCCUGUGGGAGGAAACGAGAGCACUCGAAGAAAACCCACGACUUUCGGUACCGUAGAGCAUUGACGGACACUUUUCACAAGUUGUCAUGUGUCUCAGUGACAGCGAGAAUGGACCAUUUGCAUUAUAGACUAAAUUUUGAUCUAGACAAAAAUUUCAUCACCGCUUGAAAGAGCAUCACAAAAUUAGUAAUAUUCCAAAGUUUCGUUGCGAAAUGUUGUAAAAUGCGGAUAAUAUAGCCAGUUGCGAAGUUUGCCGUUUUUCAGUCAUUUUGUAUUACGCAUGGGAAAUUGACAGCCCAAUCGGGUGUUGGGGCAUCAAUUUCCAAUUUCGCAACGAAACUUACUGGAAUAUUACUAAUUUUGUGAUGCUCUUUCAAGCUGUGAUGAAAUUUUUGUCUAGAUCAAAAUUUAGUCUAUAAUGCAAAUGGUCCAUUGAACCCAUGAUCUCAGUGGUAAACGGCACUUACAAGUUCUGACGUCUGUCGCACAUGUGAGCAAAAAUAAUUAUAAAAUUAUUUUUAAAGGAACAAUUUUUGCUUUGCAUUUACAAAUUGAUUCAUCCACGUUGCAAUGCUUUGCAAAAUAUUGGGGGCAAAGUUUUGGUCUCCAACACAUUCGAACCCUUUGGUCUCAAACUCUGGUUAAUAUCUCAAUAUAAAAAGAUAUCAGGCUUUUCAUCUCUGGAAAACCUUGUUCAAGCUAGCAAUGUUGACAUAUGGUAUCUUGAAACGAUUUUUUGCAUCUAACACUCGAUAUAUUGCUAAUUGUAGAAGCGUUAAUUGUACAUGCAAAUGUUGAGUGUGAAUUUUAUACAUUCAACAACUGGCUCAGUUUGGCAACUUAGCUCAACAACUGGCCUCUGUAGCUCAGUUGGUUAGAGCACUGCACCAGAAUUACAGGGCUGCAUGUUCCAUUCCUGCCAGGGACCUAAACUGCUUACAAAUCCUUCUGGAUACAGUAGUACGUAUCUUGAAAGCAUUUUCAUUUAUUUUUACAGUCCAUCUGCUGUUAAUUAUACCUGUCUUUAAACUUUAAGGUUUUUUAAUAAAUGUUAAUUCUUAAAAGCCAAAACAAAUAUCUGUAUUUGCUUAACUAAGCCAGAGGAUAUUAAAAACUGCGGACAAUAGGGGCAGAAUUACAAUUUUAUUAUAUCUAAUAGUUUAGCUGUCACUAUGCUUAAUGUCAUAAACAUAACAAGUAGCUUUUUUGUGCAAAACAAAAUUGAAGUCACUAUACAACUAUAAUACUCGAAAUUCUACCAAGUUACAUGUGAGCCGUAAGAGAACAAACUAUCGCAAAUACACUGUAUUUAACAAAGGAGUUUCUAUAUGGAAUUGCCUUGAUGAAGAAAUUAAAAAUAUUAAAUCAUAUUUUUCUUUUAAGAAAACUGCAAAAUCCUAUUACUUGAUGUCUAGUUGAUGUAAAUAUUUCAGGAAUAUUAAUGACAGUAUUCUGUAAUGUACUAAAUAUUCCUUAAACAUUUUCCAUAUAAAUACUUUGUGUUUUUCAUUGCAAAUUGUCCUUAUGUACAUAAUCUAUUUUUAUAUUACUGAACACUAAAACUAUAGGGGCCUCGUCUUAAAAGUCCAACAGGAUUUCCAGAAGUCUCUAGCCCGUUUAUAUAUUCUUAAAUAUUCAACUUGUAAAUAUUACUUGUGGGUAAAUAAAACUACUGUACAAGUCCAAUGUGGUCUACAAUAAGCUGCCAUGGAUUGUGUGUGAACUACCUGAAAAAGAUCUCAAACGUGGUGAUCCAGUGUAGGUAGUAUUCUUCAACAAGCUGCCGUGGUUUGUGUGUGUGAACUAAACCUGUAAAAGCGUGAAAAAAGAAAAACGAUAAAGAGUCUUUUCCAAUUUAAGUGCACGAAAUAUAUUUCCAUAAUUCUACUUAAUUCAGAACAUUCUCAGAGAUAUAACAAACUUGUUUCACAGACACAGCAAAUAUUUCUGAUGACGUUUCUGAGAUCCUUUAAUAAGCUGCCAUGGUUAUGAAAUCUGUCCGAAUAUAGACAAUCCAGGAGACAUCUUCCCACUUCCGACACAUGUUGAGUAUAUAGGCACUUUGGUCUAAGACUGAGUAGUUUUUUGUAGAAUACUACCUACACUGGACCACCACGUUUGAGAUAUCUUUUUCAGGUAGUUCACACACAAACCACGACAGCUUAUUGUAGAAUACUACCUACACUGGACCACCACGUUUGCGAUAUUUUUUUCAGGUAGUUCACACACAAACCACAACAGCUUAUUGUAGAAUACUAUACCAACACUGGACCACGUUUGAGAUAUCUUUUUCAAACUUGUAUAGUUCAGACACACACCGCGAAAGCUUAUUGAAUAUUGUUGUAUACUACCUAUACUGGACCACUACGUUUAAGAUAUCUUUUUCAGGUAGUUCAGCGUAUACUAGUUAAAAAAAAUGCUUCAAUAUCAGGCACUUAUGCGGUGCCGCUAUUCUGCUCUACUUGAGUUAUGGCGGCAGCUUCACUAUACAUGCAGUAAAUAUUGUUCUAAGUGUUUCAAAAUAACACAUCAAGUGUUUUCUUUUAAUUAACUCUGCUUUAACGAAGCAAAUCUCCAAUGCAAAAGGAUAAUAUUUAUCUCAUACGCAAAAUUCACACAAGUAGAAAACUGACAAAAGACAAUGACGACGUUUACCAAGAUUUAUCAAUUUUCAAAAGUUAACAAAACCGUCUAUGGAAAUUUUUAAAGCUAUGCAAACCAAACGACUCAACAUGUUAUAAGCGAUACCAAAGGACGGGUCAUCAUGGAGGGGGGUGGCACCGAAGAGAAAAGGGUUGGGUAAACAAAAUAUUUUUGUGUAAAAGGUUGGGUAAAUGAAGGGGAAAAAAACAACUCAAGGGUUGGGUAAUAAAAACUUAUUGUCAUUUCCAAAGUAUGACUCAUGAUAUUGAAGACUAACAAGCAAUGUCAACAGUCAUAUGUCAGUACUAUAUGUAAAUCAAUCAAUCAAUCAGAGUCACUAUCUUGAUCAUUUCCUGAUUUGUCAGGAGGCAAAAUGGUGUCUCCAAAGAAAGUACAUGUGCAGACAACAUGAAACUUUAGACUGCAGAAAAUUUCACAAGCAGUCAUCAAACUCAUGUCACAGAAGUGGUAAAGGACAUCUGUGACUACUGAAUGGUAUCCUUUUGUAACGUCUUUGGCCAGGGGUGGGUAUUUGGCUUUUUAAUGUUUGUAUCAGCAAAAUUUUUACCAAGAAAACAUCUCUCCACGGUGCCACCCCCCCCCCACCCACCCACCCCCCCUCAUAUAUAAUGACCGCUCCCUAAAUAUCUGCAAAAAUUAAAUCAGAAUCAAAGUUUUCUGUCAGUGAAAUAUUGAUGAAUUUAUCAUGCUGUGCAGGAUUGUUAUAAAUGAUCGUAUUAUUCUUAAGUAUAAUCGAUUUGGGGGGGAUGAAAAAAAUCCUCAAUUAAUAGGGAGCAACUGUAGCUUAACCAGGGGCGGGGAUGUAGCUUUAAGGUCCAGACGCAUCGGACGCGAUUCGACAACGCGACGCGAUUUUUUAGCUUUUCAAAGUGAACUCACAGCCAAUGACAGCAAAUUUUGAAAGAUAUGUAGACCAAAUAACUCGAAAUGUUAUAGCGCUUCUAAAUAUUUGGAAAAUUUAAACCAGGAUCAUUUGAAGUUAUCGGUCAGUGAAAAUCGAAAAAUUGCCUAGCAUUCCCGAAUCGUGUCCAGACUUUUAAUCUGCAAAGAUGGGUGCAGGUUUUCCAUGGGGUGGUGCAUGAGGGAGCCUUACUGCCCACACUCCUCUGCACUUUUCACUGCAGUCUGCAAUGCUCUGCUAUCCCAACAUUACCAUUAUUUGGUGGGUGCAUUUCAAAUUUCGCUUUAAUUAACUAAAUGAACCGGAAUUGUGGCGUCAGCAGUAAUUUUGAUAUUUUUCCUUUUUCCCUUGCAGUCCCCUGGCGUCGUACAACAGUCUGCAAGAUCCUCACUUGGGAGGAUUCUUUGCCAACACCAGAAUGAAGAAACAUCUUAAGAAGUCUGGAUUGGUUAGUAAGAUGUACUAUUAACUGUACAUGUCAUAUCCGUAUAAAAUCGUCCUAGCUGUCCUGGCUCAAAAUUCGACUCUGCAUGAGAUUGUCUCAGUUCAUAUGAUAUCAAAAUUACUUUCUUUUAGCUUUAUUCUGUGGUUUACACUGUUAGCAACCUUUUUAAGAGGCAAUUUUUUUCUAUGUCACGUAUUUGCAAUGAAAAGUGUUUUUGGCGUUAAAAUCGUUUUUGGCGUUCCUCUCAAAAUUACUUUGUUUUAGCUUUAUUCUCUAGUUUAUAGAGUUAGCAACCUUUUUAAAUGCAUCUGCCGGUUGAGAAACAUAACAUAAUAGUUAAAAAUUGUCAAUUAAAAUACAAUUAGCAAUGUCCAAUGAUGCUUUAAAAUUGACGCCAUAUUUACAGCCAUAUAAGCAAAACUUACUGAACUUCAGACAUCAUUUUCUCUUUGGCGUAUCAUCUAAAUUCUCUUCAUUUUUGCAAUAUUUUACAGAUAAAGCACUAAACAUACGUAUCGAAAAAUAAAAAUUUUGAAUUUAGUCAUAACCUCAAGUGAUAUAUUAUACGCAUUAGUUUUGAGCGCGUGUUACGUAACAUACAAAAAAACUCCUCUUAAAUGUAUCUGGCGGUUGAGAAACAAAUAAUAGUUAAAUAUUGUCAAUUUAAAUACAAUUAUCAUUGAUGCUGUAAAAUUGACGCCAUUUUUAUACAGCAAUAUAAGCAAAACUUACUGAACUUCAGACAUCAUUCUCUCUUUGGCGUAUCAUCUAAAAUCUCUUCAUUUUAGCAUAAUUUUACAGAUAAAGCACUAAACAUACUUUUUAAAUUUGUUUGCUGCUUAAGAAACGUUAGGUAUCAGAAAUUUAAAAAUUUAAAUAUAGUCAUAUCAAGUGGAAAAGAAUAUUCAUUAGUUUUGAGCGCGUGUUACAUAACAUACAAAAGAUUCUCCUCCGAAAUUGUGGCUCUUGUUGUUCGAACAGCGUUAUUUAAUACCCAUUUCAAAUGUUCUGUCACAGGUAACGAAGUCGGGCAAAAUUGUGAGUGAGAAAACGUAUCGAUUACAGAUGGCGAAAAAAGAACAUAAAGAUCACGUGAGAGACCUCCUCGCCACAGCCAUUGUUCACAAGGCCUUGGAUAUGGAGGUAUGGAUUAGGAUGUAUUUUGGAAGAUAUGCUGGAUUGAAAUUUUAUACCUUUAUAUUUAGACUUAACCAGAAACAGCCGUGAGAAAUGCAACUGUAUAGGCCCUCUGAUGAAAUUGAACCUUGGAUCAAUAAGGGAUGAUCCUUACUGGACCUCUAGGAAGAACAGUUUAGAACUGAUAGAACUAUCCAGUAUAAAUAAAGUUAGUUUAGUUUAGGUUUCCUCCUGUAGUAACACUGGAUCAAUAAGAGAUGAUCCUUACUGGACCUCUAGGAAGAACAGUUUAGAACUGAUACAGCUAUCCAGUAUAAAUAAAGUUAGUUUAGUUUAGGUUUCCUCCUGUAGUAACACUGGAUCAAUAAGAGAUGAUCCUUACUGGACCUCUAGGGAGAACAGUUUAGAACUGAUAGAGCUAUCCGGUAUAAAUAAAGUUAGUUUAGUUUAGGUUUCCUCCUGUAGUAACACUGGAUCAAUAAGAGAUGAUCCUUACUGGACCUCUAGGAAGAACAGUUCAGAACUGAUAGAGCUAUCCAGUAUAAAUAAAGUUAGUUUAGUUUAGGUUUCUUCCUGUAGUAACACUGGAUCAAUAAGAGAUGAUCCUUACUGGACCUCUAGGGAGAACAGUUUAGAACUGAUAGAGCUAUCCGGUAUAAAUAAAGUUAGUUUAGUUUAGGUUUCCUCCUGUAGUAACACUGGAUCAAUAAGAGAUGAUCCUCACUGGACCUCUAGGAAGAACAGUUUAGAACUGAUAGAGCUAUCCAGUAUAAAUAAAGUUAGUUUAGUUUAGGUUUCCUCCUGUAGUAACACUGGAUCAAUAAGAGAUGAUCCUUACUGGACCUCCAGGAAGAACAGUUUAGAACUGACAGAGCUAUCCAGUAUAAAUAAAGUUAGUUUAGUUUAGGUUUCCUUCUGUAGUAACACUGGAUCAAUAAGAGAUGAUCCUUACUGGACCUCUAGGAAGAACAGUUUAGAACUGAUAGAGCUAUCCAGUAUAAAUAAAGUUAGUUUAGUUUAGGUUUCCUCCUGUAGUAACACUGGAUCAAUAAGAGAUGAUCCUUACUGAACCUCUAGGAAGAACAGUUUAGAACUGAUAGAGCUAUCCAGUAUAAAUAAAGUUAGUUUAGUGUAGGUUUCCUCCUGUAGUAACACUGGAUCAAUAAGAGAUGAUCCUUACUGGACCUCUAGGAAGAACAGUUUAGAACUGAUAGAGCUAUCCAGUAUAAAUAAAGUUAGUUUAGUUUAGGUUUCCUCCUGUAGUAAUACUAGGUCAAUAAGAGAUGAUCCUUACUGAACCUCUAGGAAGAACAGUUUAGAACUGAUAGAGUUAUCCAAAGCUUCCUGUCUAUCUCUUGUAUCAUCAAAUCUGAAGGUCUUGUCCUACUAUAUUCUAGAAUGACAGCAAUCUAUCAACAUUUACUGGAAACAUUGAAAAAGACAGAUACAAAACACGACCUGGAAUGGUAUGCGAGUAUUUUUGGUACAGAUGCCAAGUUGGACGUGCCAGAAUACGAGGUAAAACAUUUUAAGAUAUAUUCAUUCUUUUCUUUUGCCAGAAUUAAAUAACAGAAUUUCUGGUGGUUCAUGUCUUGAACUCCUCUCCCCCCUGUUAAAAUUUUACGAUUACACCUUCUGACAUCACGUCUCAUACACAUACAAUCUCUUGUGUUUCUCAGGAAUACGAUCCCAGUACGAGCAAUCAAUCAAGCGCUGCUAAUGUACAAGACGACAAAGGAAAAGACGAGAACACUUCAGCCAAACAAAAUAAAAGCGGUGUUUGUACUACGCUGUAAAAAUGGCAAGCAACUUUACGAAAAUGGCGGGGGAAAUAUCUGACAAAAAAUAGUAGUAUAUAUAAAAAUGCACAUGUACAUUAUUUCAGUGUAUAUAUAAAAGGCGCAUGUACAGUACAUAAUUUCAUUUAUUUUAUUAUAUUGAAAUGUAAUCUCAGUUGUUAUUGAUAGGCAUGUUAUUCAAGCAAUAUAUAGGCACACGAUCCACAAUGCGGAAAUCUUAUUAAAACCGAACUUUAUUUAUACUGGAUAGUUCUAUCACUUCUAAACUGUUCUCCCCCAAGUUGUCGACAAGUUGUGUUCGCACUGCUUGUUCUCGGUAAUUGUUGCAACAAAUUUGGAACAAGCUGUUAACAACUUGUAACAAGCUUGAUGGCAUUAUCAGACUUGUUACAAGGUUGUUCUAACAGGUCUGAUACAGUCAUGAUAUAACAAGAAUUUUCAAGGUUGACCGCACAAGGUUGUAACAAUAUUGUUAUAUCAUGACUGUAUCGGACUUGUUGGAACAACCUUGCAACAAGUCUGAUAAUAUCAACAAGGUUGUUACAAGUUGUUAACAGCUUGUUCCGAACUUGUCGACAACUUGGGACAUUAGCAGUGCGAACACAACUUGUUGACGGCUUGUUGGCAGAUUUGGCUACGAUAUAUUUUUGCGGCAGCCGGCGGGAUCAAAUAAAUAAACUGGCCGAAUUUGUAAUCACAAUUGUUGAUCAUGCAGAGAUUGCCAAAACCACGACUUUAGGUUGAUAAAUUCCACUAUAACAUCAAUGCGUUGGUUUCAACCAGUAAUUAAAACCAAUUCAAAUGCAAUUUGUCAUUUGUUUAUAGACAGUCUUGUGUAUUGCGACCUGUGUGCCACCAGCGACCGUUAAAUAAACAGUUCAC